Molecule: messenger RNA, 1104 nt
Organism: Olea europaea var. sylvestris
Lineage: Eukaryota; Viridiplantae; Streptophyta; Magnoliopsida; Lamiales; Oleaceae
Exons: 4
Coding region: 1-1104 (367 amino acids)
Source: RefSeq, a predicted model, not a curated record
AUGGUGGCCUAUAUGGCUUCUUUAAGUAAAGAAAAGGGCUUAGACAAGGUGAUUUAUUAUCUCCAUCCUUAUUUGUGCUUUGUCUUGAAUAUUUUUUCGAGAAUGUUGAAAGGUGAUAUUGAGAAUAUUGAUUUUAAUUAUCACCCUAAAUGUGGGCCGUUAAAGAUUACCCAUUCAGCAUUUGCCGACGAUUUGAUGCUCUUUGCUCGGGGUGAUUUCAUUUCAGUUAGGAUUUUGAUGAAUUGUCUUUCUAAGUUUGGAAAUGUAUCGGGACUUAGAAUUAACGCUAGCAAAUCUAGCUUGUAUACUGCGGGUAUUCAUGGGAAACAAAUGGAAGAUAUCAUUGCAAUGACCAACAUUCCUAGAGGUUCUAUGCCGUUUCAUUAUUUGUGUAUCUCACUUGCGGGCAAGAGACUAAAAAUCAGCUCAUAUGAAGUGCUUCUUGAUAAAAUUUCAAUGUACAUUUGUGCUUGGACAAGGUCUACACUUUCUUAUAUGGGUAGGGUGGAAUUGGGUAUUAAAAAGCUGUUGAUUGCUUGGAGUACCAUUUGCUUGCCGAAGGUGGAGGGUGGCCUUGGUUUUAGAGAUAUAAGAGGGAGGGAUAUUUUGGAGUGCACGACAAGGAAAAAUGAUUCUCCAUUGCUUAAAAAAAUGUUUGAAAUGAGGGAUACCAUUGCUGGGAAUGAUAGAAAUGGCCAGAUUGCUGGAAAUUUAAUGACAAACUGGAAUAAUGCUGUAAAAUUUUCUGUCCAAGCUGGCUGUCAUUUCUUUAGGCCGAAGGGGGAGGUGAGGUGCUGGACUAGGGAGGUUUGGAGACCAUUUAUCACUCCAAAACAUGCUUUUAUCCUAUGGUUGGGUGUUCAGUUGAAGCUACUUACAAAGGAUAGGUUGCCAUACCUUAACAUUGACAAAAAUUGUGCUUUUUGUGGGUCACAUUUUGAAAAUGGACAGUAUCUAUUUUUUCAAUGUUCAUUCACAUCUAGUAUAUGGAUGAGGAUUAAAGAUUGGAUGGGGAUUAGGAGAUCGAUGACUACAAUUCCAAAUGAGACUCCAGAGACUUGCCAGGCUUAUUACAGAAGGACGAUGAAUCCAAACCAUCAAUAG